Molecule: messenger RNA, 1605 nt
Organism: Cryptomeria japonica (Japanese cedar)
Lineage: Eukaryota; Viridiplantae; Streptophyta; Pinopsida; Cupressales; Cupressaceae
Exons: 3
Coding region: 228-1535 (435 amino acids)
Biological process (GO): regulation of DNA-templated transcription
Cellular component (GO): nucleus
Molecular function (GO): DNA-binding transcription factor activity, RNA polymerase II-specific; RNA polymerase II cis-regulatory region sequence-specific DNA binding
Source: RefSeq, a predicted model, not a curated record
AGAGUGGUCCAUGUUUUGAAUAGAAAAGCUAACAUGACAGCUUAAUCAUUUUUGGUCUUCACUAUUCAAUUUACAGUAGUUGAGCACCUCUCCAAACAUUCAAUCCAUGCACUAUUUUGGUCUUAGAGCUAGUACUAAUCAUUACUUUUGGAAUAUGUGUGCCUGAAUAAUUCCAACCCCACUACUUGACAAAGAUCAUUGCAGAGAAUUUUAGUUGUUGCGACAAAAUGAAUGAAUCUGUACUUGAGAACAUCGAAAAGACAAAUAAUGGCGAUCCUGGUGAUGUGAAAGAAGAAUGUUCCGGGUCCAAAAUGAGCCCCAGGGGUCACUGGAGACCAGCUGAAGAUGAGAAGCUUAGAGAGCUUGUUCUACAAUAUGGACCCCAGAACUGGAAUUCUAUUGCAGACAAACUCCAUGGAAGAUCAGGGAAGAGUUGCAGGUUGCGAUGGUUCAAUCAGCUGGACCCACGAAUAAACCGUCAACCGUUUACAGAAGAAGAAGAAGAGAGACUUUUGGCUGCUCACAGAUUACACGGCAAUAAAUGGGCCAUGAUAGCUCGCCUCUUUCCAGGGAGAACAGACAAUGCAGUAAAGAAUCACUGGCACGUUAUUAUGGCAAGAAGGCUUAGAGAAAGAUCUCGAAUCUAUGGCAGACGAAGAUCAUCCACUUUGCUCAAAAAGGCUGCUGCAACAGCAAGGCACUCUGUGGACCAUCAUCACCACAUCGGACAAACUUCUCUCAACAAAUUUGUAGGCGGAUAUUAUAAAGGAAAACCCUCUGACCUUAUGUUUAAUCCAUGUCUCAAACCCCAUUAUAGCGUGAGAGCCACAGACUCAAAUUCAGAGAUAAAUGCACCAGGUAUUCAGUGCGUGGAAGGCAAGGACUAUAACAACAUAAUCAUGGGCAAAUAUGGUUUUGAAUCCACUCGACAAUUCAUAGACUAUUUGUCUCCUGAACCCACAAUGAGAACAUUUUUCUCUUUAUCAGGAUCAUCUCGUCCUACAGUCGUCAAUGGAUCUGUAAUUUCCAAGGCACCAGAUUUAUCUCAGCCUGCCAGGUCAGAUUUGAUUUGGCCACAACCAGUUGCACCAAGUUCAGAUACUAGAAUAAUCAGUCACCAUUUCAGAUUACCACAAUUUUAUGAUCAUAAUGGAGAGACAGAUCAGGGCCCAGCAGAAGCCAAACAAGGGGAAGGCAGUUCAGACCUAGUAAAUUUAAGCAGUAGUAAGAGCAGCUACCAUCCUACAGUAGAACUCCUGGGUACAAAUCAUUCUCUUGAAUCUAGCUACACAACUUCAAGAAAAGCACAACUUGUGCCUUUCAAUCAGCCUUUUAGUACAAUAAAUAGCACAUCCAUGAAUAAUCAAGGACCAAAACGUUCAAUCACAUAUCCUGAGUUAACAACGUUUGCUUCCCCUCUAAGGAGAUCGGAAGUUGAGCAGUCAAGCACUAAUUUCACAGAAGAGCGGGAUGGAGAAUGCAACAACACAACUAACGUUCAUUUCAUAGAUUUUUUAGGAGUGGGUGAAUCUUAAAUCAACUCCAAACAAAUGAGGAGUUGUACAUAUUGCUAUUAAACUUAGUCUAUAUCUAUUUAACGGCCAA